AUGUUACAUAAUAAUAAUAAGGAAAAACUACAACGCGCCAAGAAAUCUCAACCUUGGCUACCUUCCAACAACAACAACAAAGAUGAAGAACCAAAAGUUGUAUUAAUCACGGGUGCUUCAAGUGGAAUAGGAGAAUCGUUAGCUUAUGAGUUUGCAAAACAUAAAUCAAUCCUGGUAUUGUGUGCACGUAGGAUUGACUUGUUAACAAAUGUAGUAGAAAAGAAUUGUAUGUCAUUGGGCGCAACAAAAGUUAUUAGUGUUAGGACAGACGUUACCAAAGAAGAAGAUAUAAAUAAAUUAAUAGCAGUUGUUGAAACCAACACAGCCACUAAUGGUAGAAUUGAUUGCUUGGUAUUAAAUGCUGGUGUUUCCAUGGGUGAGACGUUAGAAAGUCUUAAAGAUUUUGAAUUGAUCAAAAAUAUAAUGGAUGUAAAUUUCUUUGGAUCAUCAUUAUUAGCUUAUCGAGCUAUACCUUUAUUAAAGAAAAAACCGUCAUCAAAGUCAAGGAUUGUUGUUGUUUCAUCGUUACUUGGAAUUAUUCCUGGACCAUUACGAACUGGAUAUUGUGCAUCAAAGUUUGCGUUAAAAGGGUAUUUUGAAAGUUUACAACAUGAGUUGGCACCAUAUGAUAUUUUUGUUACCAUGGCUUAUCCUGGAGCAGUAGUAACAGAAAUCAAUAAAAAUAGACUAGGCGAAAAUCCCAAAGAUCUUGAAAUGAAAAACGCAAUCUCAUCAGAAGAAUGUGCUCGAACUAUAUUCAAAUCGGUUUGUAGAGGUGAUAGAGAAGUUGUGUUUAUGGCAACAGGAAAAUUUGCGAGACUAGUGGAAGGAAUUUUUCCUGAUUUAUUAUUUAGUAUAGUUGGUAGGCUUUCACAAAAGUACUUUAAGAAAAGGACAUGA
This is a messenger RNA of Entrophospora sp. SA101, 900 nucleotides long. The record is from the annotation of a GenBank genome assembly. NCBI's taxonomy places the organism in Eukaryota, Fungi, Glomeromycota, Glomeromycetes, Entrophosporales, Entrophosporaceae.